AUGGGACAGGAAAUUUCGAUUGAUGAGGGUAUGAUUAGAAUCAAGGGCCGGUCCAUGUCUAAGCAGAGAUUGCCCCACAAACCCGACCGUGAUGGCUUCAAAAUAUGGCAGGUGUGCGACUCGACAACGUCUUACAUUGCAAACUUUGAACCAUAUUUGGGGGUGAAAUAUAAAACUACAAUUGAGGGGAGAAAGAAAGAAACUGGGACAAUCAAGAAGACAACACACCGGUUGCUACAGCCCUUCACAGAAAAAAACCAUAUUCUUUUCUGUGAUUCGCUUUUUACGUCAGUUAACACAGCCCUUGAAUUACAAGACAAGAAAGUGUACAUGGUCGGUAGUUUUAGCAGACGAAAUCGGAAAACCAUGCCACCGCAAUUAAUUCCUGAGGGGAAAAGCAAGAAGCUGAAAUUGAAAAUUGGUGAAAUGAAAGCAGCAACUAGACCGGACGACACUAUCAAUAUUACUGCAUACCAGGAUGACAGCGCGCAAAUAUUGAUUUUAAAUACAGUCUAUCCCCAACUGGCUACGUCGGCAGAAGCAGUAGAUGACGAGAGACACGUGCCUGUAUCGUUACAAUGUUACAGACAUCACAUGGGUGGCGUGGAUCAUUCUAACCAAAGGCGAAAAUACUAUCACAAGGGCAGAAAAAACAAUCGUUGGUGGAUCUACAUGACCUGUUACCUCAUAGAUGUUGCAUUGGUCAAUGCUUAUGAAUGUUUCAAGGCAUUGAAUCGCACGACUAAAGUAACGCACAAAUUCUUCAAUAUCCGCACAGGUAAACAACUGAUUGGUGGACACUCGAGUAGAAUUCAAAAAUCCAUAAGAGAAGUUGGCUCUCUUCCAAGUAACACGUCAUUUAUUCGUAGUGAAAACAUGGAUUCGCACGAAAUAUGGAGACUAUCCGGGCGUUAA
Messenger RNA from Saccoglossus kowalevskii, 915 nucleotides. RefSeq names its product piggyBac transposable element-derived protein 2-like. The record is from RefSeq and is a predicted model, not a curated record. Lineage: Eukaryota; Metazoa; Hemichordata; Enteropneusta; Harrimaniidae.